GUCAGUAAAAUAAAGUAAUGAAAUGGCAUGGAGUUUGAAUCUGUGAACCAGUAUCGUGUUGUGCUCUGGACGGCUCCCAGAUGCUUAUCAAGUGUUUUUGAGCGUUCAGUGAGAGAGUUGAAAGAUGUCAAAGUUAUUUACGAGCCUCACCAACAAGCAUACUUCUAUGGACCAGAGAGAAACACUGAUGGCAAUCUCAGAGCUACAGAUGACAUUAAUCCUUCUGCAACAUAUAAAGCUGCUGAUGAAGAGUUGCUAAAGUCACACAUGGACUGUCGAUUUGUUUUUAUUAAGAAUCACGCCUAUUUUGUGGAGAGGGAUUAUGAACGAUAUGCAACAGAACCCAGUCUCAAGCAUACCUUUUUGAUUAGACACCCAGCAAAAUCAAUAGUAUCUUUGGUUAAGAUUCGUAAAAAGCUCUCUUUUGAUAUUUCACCAAGCGUCAAUGGAAUGCAACAGUUGCACGAUUUAUUCCAAAUUGUUAGUAAGCAUACCGGCAUAGUACCAGUGGUGAUUGAUGCUGACGAUCUAGUGAGGAAUCCAAAGAAU
Messenger RNA from Amphimedon queenslandica, 549 nucleotides. RefSeq lists its product as uncharacterized. The transcript has a single exon. NCBI's taxonomy places the organism in Eukaryota, Metazoa, Porifera, Demospongiae, Haplosclerida, Niphatidae. The annotation marks the transcript as partial. The record is from RefSeq and is a predicted model, not a curated record.